GUGGAGGUUCCAGCCUGAGCGGCUCUCAGGGCAUUUCUGUUUUUCUGACCUUUGAUCAGAUCAAACAUGGCGUCCGUCCGCUCAGACACCAGACGACUCUUCUUCCUCCUUAUCGCCGCUAUCCCAGCAUGCACUGGGCUCCCUGAAAGUGGAAUCUUUGUGGGCCGACCCGAGGCUAGCGUCUUCCUGCACCGCGUGCGGCGCGCUAACUAUCUGUUCGAGGAGCUGCGGCGCGGGAACGUGGAGCGGGAGUGUCACGAGGAGAAGUGUUCGUACGAAGAGGCGAAGGAGAUCUUCGCUCUGCCGCAACAGCUGGAGGCGUUCUGGAGACGCUACACAGCGGUGGACCACUGCCAGUCGUCGCCCUGUAGGAAUGGCGCCUCUUGCACUCGUCACCUCGACUCCUACAGCUGCAAAUGUCCGCCUAACUUCCACGGCCAUCACUGCGACAAAGUUCGUCAGACCUCCAGCGGUUGCCGCUUCAGAAAUGGAGGCUGUGAACAUUUCUGUAAAGAGUUUCCGGAUCGUUCCCCCGUCUGUUUCUGCGCUCCGGGGUACCGCCUGCAUCAGGACGACAGCAGCUGCGAGCCCCAAGAUGAGGUGGUCUGUGGACGACCCCUAUGGCACUUCAGCCCCAGAGUUAUUAACGGGAAGAACUGCCCCAAAGGACAGUGUCCCUGGCAGGCGCUGCUGACUGAGCAUAAUGUGUUUUCGUGUGGAGCGAUCGUCCUUUCUAACCGCUGGGUCUUAACGGCAGCUCACUGCGUCUGGAGGAAACCUGCCGCCUUCUUCAAUGUCACCGUCGGUGAGCACGACCUGAACAUGGAGGAGCGUACGGAGCAGUGGCGGCACGUUGUGAAGGUCGUGAUCCACCGCGCCUACAACAAGUCGAGCUCGGACAGUGACCUGGCGCUGCUGAAGCUGCAGAGGCCGGUGAAGCUGGGGCCCCACGUGGUGCCGGUCUGCCUGCCGGCCAGGAACUCCUCCUUCAGCCGGACCCUGGGCAGCAUCCGGCAGUCCACGGUGUCAGGCUGGGGACGAGUCGCUCAGCGGGGUCCGGCGGCCAGGGUCCUGCAGCGCCUGGUACUACCAAGGGUCCCACUGCAGGAGUGCCGCCUGCACAGCAACCUCAACAUCACCAAGAACAUGCUCUGUGCCGGGCUGAAGGACGGGGGCAGCGACGCCUGCGAGGGAGACAGCGGGGGGCCCCUGGUCACCCGAUACAAGAAGACCUGGUUCCUGACUGGCGUGGUGAGCUGGGGGAAGGGGUGUGCCAACAGGAAUCUGUACGGGGUCUACGCCCGGGUCAGCAACUUCCUGGGCUGGAUCGAGAACGUCAUGGCCCACUACUGACGGAGCUAAAGCUAAUGCUACAGUAAAAUAGCUAAAGCUACAUUAACAUAGCACCUCCUUAUCGAAGAAGCUAAAGCUACAUUAACAUAGCACCUCCUUAUCGAAGAAGCUAAAGCUACAUUAACAUAGCACCUCCUUAUCGAAGAAGCUAAAGCUAAUGCUAAGAGCACUUGCUUUGUAAAUCAGGUUUUAUGUUGAUUUGUAACUCGAGACGAUGAUGUGAUAACGUUGAUUAUUCUUAAUAAAUAAAACUGGUACUAAC
Eleginops maclovinus (Patagonian blennie) is the source of this 1615-nucleotide messenger RNA. RefSeq names its product coagulation factor VII, like (gene f7l). Lineage: Eukaryota; Metazoa; Chordata; Actinopteri; Perciformes; Eleginopidae. Gene Ontology annotation, biological process: proteolysis; blood coagulation. The record is from RefSeq and is a predicted model, not a curated record. The transcript has 8 exons. Bases 67 to 1353 code for a protein of 428 amino acids. Gene Ontology annotation, cellular component: extracellular region. Gene Ontology annotation, molecular function: calcium ion binding; serine-type endopeptidase activity.